Molecule: messenger RNA, 3279 nt
Organism: Acanthamoeba castellanii str. Neff
Lineage: Eukaryota; Discosea; Longamoebia; Acanthamoebidae
Product: ARM family protein
Exons: 14
Coding region: 1-3279 (1092 amino acids)
Biological process (GO): protein import into nucleus
Cellular component (GO): cytoplasm; nucleus
Molecular function (GO): protein binding; nuclear import signal receptor activity
Source: RefSeq, a predicted model, not a curated record
AUGGCCGAAUUCGAACAACUCAUCGUGCAGCUGAUGUCCUCGGACAAUGCUGCCCGAGGACAGGCCGAGAGGGCAUUCAACGAUGCGGUCAAGCAGGCGCCCGACACCCUCACCAUGGCCCUCAUCCAGGCCAUCCGCACCUCGCAGAAUCAGCCCGCAAGGGAGCUCUGCAUGGUGCUGCUCCGAAAGACCCUCAUCUCCAAAGAAUCGGUGGAGAAGCCAGGGACAACGGAGAAGCAGACUGUGCGUUUCUGGUCGAAGCUUAAUCAGCAAACACAACAGACCAUCAAGACGGAGCUGCUGGCGGCCGUCGGGCAGGAGCCCGUGGCAUCGGGCAGGAAGAAGCUAUGCGACACCAUCAGCGAGUUGGCUCUCUUCCUCACUGCAUUCGGCGAGGUCGAGAGCGACAUCACGCAGCAGUGGCCGCAGCUCCUGCCCUUCCUCUUCACCUUGACCAAGUCGGAGAACGAUGAACACAGGAAGAGCUCCUUGGACAUCUUCAGCAAACUUUGCCUCUACCUUGGCGAGUCACUCGUAAGCCACUUCGACGUACUCAAGCAGGUCUUGCAAGCCGGCCUCACCGAUCAGAAGAGCCUUAGGCUCCUCGAGGGCGACGCCGAAAAGCUUCAGCUCAAGGACUGGAUCCCCGUCAUGUUCGACGUGGUGAGCACGUGCCUCAACCACAAGCAGGAAGAUGAGGCCCUCGAUGCUCUUCAGAUUCUUGUUGAGCUUGCCGAUGUCGAGCCCACCUUCCUCCGGCCUCAUUUGACCACCGUCGUGAACGCCAUGCUCACGAUCGCCAACACAAAGCAGCUCCAAGACGGCAUUCGCCAACUGGGCCUCGAAUUCUUGGUCACCCUUGCCGAGCAAAGAGCCGGCAUGGUCAGGAAGGUGCCCAAUUUCGUGCAGAACCUCGUUCCCGUCGUCCUCAAUUUCAUGCUCGACAUCGAGGAAGAUCCUGAGUGGGGUGCCCACGACGACGACGAUGAUGAUGAAGUUGACGCGAACAAUCACAGCGUCGGUUCUGAGUGCCUCGACCGUCUCGCCCUUUCUCUUGGUGGCAAGACCCUCAUUCCGAUUUUGUUCGGCGUGAUCCCCAAGCUUCUUCAGUCCACUGAGUGGGCCCAGAGGUUCACCGGACUCACCUCGAUCUCCCUUGUUGGCGAGGGUUGCCACCGUUUCCUUGUCCCGCACCUGGACAACGUUAUCACCAUGAUCCUGCCCCACUUCACCGACCCCCACCCCCGUGUGCGAUGGGCGGCUUGCAACACCUUCGGCCAGAUGUUCACCGACUUCGGCCCCACCAUUCAGAGCAAGUACCACGCGCGUGUCUUGCCUGCUCUCAUGAACGUCAUGGAGGACAGGGACAACCCGAGAGUGCAGUCGCACGCUGCCUCGGCGGUCAUCAAUUUCUGCGAGAACGCGACGAUCGAGAUCCUGGAUCCCUACCUCAACACUCUUAUGGCCAAGCUCGCGGGCCUGCUUCAGGGCGGUAACAAGAUGGUCCUCGAGCAGGCCAUCACCGCCAUCGCUGCCCUCGCCGAUGUCGUCGAGGACCGCUUCGCCAGCUACUACGACACCUUCAUGCCUUUCCUCAAGGAGGUCCUCAGGAACGCCAACGGCAAGGACAUGCGCAUGCUGCGCGGCAAGGCCAUGGAGUGCAUCACGCUCAUCGGCGUCGCCGUCGGCAAGGAGAAGUUCUACGCCGACGCCAAGGACGUCGUGCAAGUGCUCUACGCCACCCAGCAGUCGAACCUCGAGCCCGACGACCCCCAGAUCUCGUUCCUCCUGCAGGCCUGGGCUCGCGUGUGCAAGGCCCUCGGCCAGGAGUUCGUCCCCUACCUCGAGGUCGUCAUGCCUCCUCUCCUCCACUCGGCCGGACUCGACCCCGAUCUCACGGUCCAGGGCGACGAUGAGGGUAACGCUGAGCAGGACGGCUGGCAGUACAUUCCCAUCGGCGACAAGCGAAUCGGCAUCAACACCACGCUGAUGGAGGAGAAGGCCACGGCGUGCAACAUGAUCUACCAGUACGCCGCCGAGCUGAAGGAGGGCUUCUUCCCCUACGUCGAGAAGGUGGCCACCGUGCUCAUCCCGCUCGUCAAGUUCUACUUCCACGACGGCGUCCGCCGGGCCGCCGUGUCGGCCAUGUCGGCCCUCCUCGAGUCGGUCAAGCGCCACCUGGAGGUCACCGGACAGAGCAACCAGCCCCUGGUCACCCUCUUCGGGCUCAUCCUCACCAACCUCAACGAGGCCAUCCAGCAGGAGAUCGACGUCGAGCUCAUCGCCCUCAUGUUCGAGAUCCUCGGCGAGUGCAUUGACGUGUGCGGCAACCUCAUGACCGAGGCCCAGAUCCGUUCCGUCUUUGAGGCCAUCAAGGCCGAGAUCGGCGAGCGGGAGGAGCGCAUGAAGGGUCGUCUUGAGGAGAAGCAGGGCGAGGACUUCGAUGAGGAGGAAGCCGAGAAGCUCGAGGUCGAAAAUGAGAAGGAGGAGGAAGUGAUGGCCGAGCUCGGCGAGGUGAUCGGCAAGCUCGCCAAGGUCCACAAGGCCGGCGUGCUCCGCUCGUUCUCCGAAACUCUCUUCCCCAUCGCCAUUCAGCUCAUGCACCCCCAGAAGGCGCCGCACGAUCGUCAGAUCGGUCUCUGCAUGCUCGACGACAUGCUGGAGCACUGCGAAGGAGCCGCCCUGCCCCUCUACCAGACGUUCCUGCCGGCCAUGGUCAACUACAUCACCGACUCCAACCCCUCGGUCCGUCAGGCCGCCGUGUUCGGCAUCGGCCUUUGCGCCCAGUUCGGUGGCCCCAGCAUGGGUUCCAUCAUCCUUGACGUCUUCCGGCGACUAGACAGCGUGAUCAAGCACAGCGAGUCACGCAGCCCCGAGAACGUGCACGCCACCGAGAACGCCAUCUCGGCCGUGGCCAAGAUCAUCCGAUUCCAGUCGAGCGCUAUCGAUAUGAACCAGCUGAUGCCCGUCUUCCUGUCCUACCUGCCCGUGAGCGAUGAUGAGGUCGAGGCCCGGGUCACCUACGACAACCUCACCAUCUUCAUCGAGCAGCACUCGUCGGUGGUGCUCGGCAACAACUUCCAGAACCUGCCCCAGCUCCUCAACAUUUUGGGAACUGCCAUCAACACGAACAUGGUCACCGAAAACACGAACGCCAAGAUGAUUGAGAUCGUGAAGAAGCUGGUGCAGGCCGUGCCUGCCGACGCCGUCCAGCAAGUGCUCACUGCUCUGCCACAGGAGCUGACGGCCAAGCUCACGCAAAUCAUCAGGGGCCAGUAA